Molecule: messenger RNA, 1082 nt
Organism: Drosophila miranda
Lineage: Eukaryota; Metazoa; Arthropoda; Insecta; Diptera; Drosophilidae
Exons: 2
Coding region: 333-980 (215 amino acids)
Source: RefSeq, a predicted model, not a curated record
CCUGGAAUCAGAUUUCGAAGGAGUUUAAUGCCAGCUACGAGAACUUGCCGCUGAGUGCCCCCUUCUCGGCAGACGAGCUGCAGUGGCGUUGGAACUUGCUGCUACCGACCAUGGGCACCCUUUCGAAGGCGAAGGGACAAAUUCCCUUUCAACUGUGGUCCCUUGUGACGGAGAUCGAACGCUCGCUAAGUACAGAAAAUUUGGAACCACCCAGGGACUUGAUUAUGGCCCAGAACUUUCUACUCACUCAGCUGCCAUUGGUGGAGGCCAUGACGCUCAAUGAGCGUCGGCGACUGGAAGUCGUGUUCCUCGAUAUCUUAUUCUAACACGAAAUGGAGACACAUGCGUCCGUACCACUGGGUCCCGAAGAUCAGGCCACAGUCAAGACCGAAUACGAUGAAUUCCUCAGAUCUGUUCGGGUCAAGGAGCUGCCCAUAUCGGCUCUGGCACAACUCUCGCUUGAUGGUCCUCAGUACAAACCAGUCCAACCAAAAAUCGCACACACUUUUGCCAUCCCAGGUCCCCGUCCCAAAACCAAUCUGGCCAUUAGCAGUGUGUCUGGUGGCCAGGAUCUCAUUAAUGUCCCGACGGCGACUGUUUUCAUACCGAUUCAAGCUUUCACGAGCAAUGUGGUUGGACCCAUUAAUCCCGCGCCGGACGUUUCGACACCGCUUGAUAUCAAUGUGAUUGGUGCCAAGAAGGAACCCGUUGAGUGCCCGCCGUCUGUUUCACCACCGCUGGACAUUAAGACAGAGGUGGAGGUGGCCCUUGCGGCCAUUGAGCUUGCCAUUGAGAUGGAAAAUGUACGGGAAAAUAACCCAGAAGAGGCACAAGAGAAAUCACCGGAGAAAAACCGCACUCCCGUGGAGAAGCCCGAUGAUGCCACUCUAAAUCCUAAUCCGCGGUAUAUACCGAUCAAGAGCGCCAAGUACUACACAAAGAAGCUACUCGUUCGGGUGAAGCGCAUUGAUCAGGACUAGUAUUUGCCGCUGUCCAGCAUGGCAAAGCGCCCAAAGAAACGUGAAUCCAUGUACAUCAAAUGCACAUAAGUUUAUUUUAAAAAAUACAUUACUAUAAAUUAC